Messenger RNA from Humulus lupulus (European hop), 1347 nucleotides. RefSeq names its product auxin response factor 18-like. Gene Ontology annotation, biological process: response to hormone; regulation of DNA-templated transcription. NCBI's taxonomy places the organism in Eukaryota, Viridiplantae, Streptophyta, Magnoliopsida, Rosales, Cannabaceae. The record is from RefSeq and is a predicted model, not a curated record. Gene Ontology annotation, cellular component: nucleus. The transcript has 2 exons. Gene Ontology annotation, molecular function: DNA binding. The coding region runs from base 49 to 1347 and encodes 432 amino acids.
UCUGUUUCGACAAGUUUCUCUGUCUAAUAAUAAAAGAGCAAGAAGAAUAUGAACGAACCUGGCGGCGAAAUAGAUCCCCUGCUAUGGCACGCCUGUGCCGGACGAUUGGUUCAUGUGCCUCCGCUCAACGCUAAGGUGUUUUACUUCCCUCAGGGCCACGCCGAGCACGCUGGAACCAACGCCGAUUACAUAGCCGCAAACAGAGUUCCACCAAACAUUCACUGCCGAGUUAACGCCGUGGAGCACAAGGUGGAUUUAAAUACCGACGAGGUUUUCACCAAGAUUAGUCUCGUCCCGGUGCCUAUAGAGGAUCACGAUAACGACGCCAUCAGUGGUGACUGGAUUGACGACGUUUUGGGCGGGAUUGUGAAUUUAGAGAGACCUAUAUUUCUAUCUAAGGUGCUUACUCAAUCCGACGCAAACAAUGGCGGCGGUUUCUCGGUUCCUAAGAAACUGGCAGAGAUUAUUUUUCCGGCUUUAGAUUACCAUGAUGAUCCGCCUGUUCAGACUCUUCGAGCGAGGGAUUUUCAAGGCACGAUUUGGAGAUUUAGACAUGUCUAUAGGGGGAGGCCGCUGCGGCAUUUGUUGACAACAGGGUGGAGUAAAUUCGUAACUGCCAAGAGGCUGGUCGCCGGUGACUCGGCCGUAUUCUCGAGGGCUGAGAAUGGCGAAGUCUCUAUUGGAAUCAGGCGAGUGAAGAGGGAAAGUGUACGAAGAAUUAGGGCAGAAAGUGUUAUUGAAGCUGCAACUCUUGCGGCCCAAGGUAAGCCAUUCGAAGUGAGUUAUUACCCGAGUAAUGGUAGCACUGAAGAGUUCUGCGUUCGGGCCUCGGCUGUGUAUGCGGCGGUACAUGCGAUUAGGAGGAGUGAGUUGGGCCCUGGGAGAAGGUUCAAGAUGGGUAUUGAGAGUGUCAAUUCCUCUGGGGUGAGCUGGUACAUGGGAUCAGUUAACUCUGUUCGUGAUGCUGACUCAAGCCGCUGGCCUUGUUCUCUAUGGCGGCUUCUAGAGGUAACAUGGGAUGGGGAUGUGAAUUUUGUAAAGCGCAUAAACCCAUGGUUGGUGCAAGUGGCGAACCAAGCCAUCCAAACCAAUAUUGAGCAUAACCAUGAGGACACACAUGUUAAUAAUAACAGAGGAAACAACCACUUGCUUCUCUUUGGUAAACUCAUAGAGAUUGGACAAGGAAACUGUGUCUGUAAUGUCCAUCAAGUUACAACUUCACAACAUGAGAACGAAGACACAUACAGAUAUUCUUCUGAUGACUCUAGACCUUCUCCUCAGAAUUUGGAGAGCGACAACGAACUCAUAAUCCAGCUUUUUGGCCAACGCAUAUUUAAAAGGAGAUAA